GGAAAAAACUUGCGUUCUUCUUUCCCACUUCUGAUAACGGGUCAUCCAUCUGUUUCCUUUUCCAUAGGUACUGUCUGACCUGUGGAGGACACGUCUAAUAUGCCAAAGAAGGAUGUAAGGAUGUUAUGGACGAAAUGGGAGGUGAGGACCUCGAUAAAAUCACUGUCACUGAAGAGAUGGUGAUGAGCAAACUUGAGGGCCUGAAGAGGAUAAAAUAAAGCACAGUCUCCAGAGUCCAUUCACAACGGGAUUUUUGAAGGAGAAUGGCACUAAAAUUGGAAAAGAAACGAAUCAAGAAAGAAAUUGAAAAGUUAUUGAGAAAUUACAUUGGCAUCAGAAUUCAUGAAAACAACUUCGAUCCCAAGGGAAAAAUGGAGUCAACUUACUUCACUGAUCUGGCACAUUAUGACCUGGCUAUCAAUGUUGCUUUGCUUUGGUUAACUGAUGAGGAAGACAGGGAAGAUCUUGAAAAUAAAAAAGUGACUAUAUCAAGCCAUGUUCUUUCUAAAUACCCAAAUAAACUGGAAAGAGAAGCAAUGAUCCUUUCUUCUUUCGCUGGAAUUUUAAUGAACAGUUUGCCUGUAGAAGACAUUCUUGAACUUUACAGAUUUAGACCCUCAAGUUUUCCAUUCUGUAAGGGAAUGAAGGGACGUGUUCAGCCAUCUAGUUUGUCCAUGCAUCCUUUUGCAAUGCUGACUGCAGCCUGUGCAGCAGAACAUGCUAAAAGAUUGAGUAUAAAACUGAAAGUUAGGAAAACCGCCUUGAAACAGAUCUCUCUGAGUCCUCCUACCACAAGUCGAGAAGUUGGCCAGCCUCAGGACAAUUAUAGUGGGAUUCAAGAGAAUUCUGUAUGUACAGUCAAUACAGACAUUUAAGGAAUAGUGAGUAGAGUGGGUGAGAGGAACAGCAAUUGUUAUUAAAAGAAUAGACAUCAAUUUUUGGAUGAAUGAAUAUCAGUUACUAAUAGCUUGGAAGAACUUUGCUGAAAACAAGAUAAAUUGCUUUGUUAUUGAAAAUAUUGUGCAAAGUAGGUUGACAUGAAAGUUUGUUAUAAUUGGACUCACAGUAUUUGAAACCCCAGGCAUUCAUAUUUUCAGGGUUGUGCAGACAUGCAUUGUUAUGCCUUAGAGUGGAGACUUUAGAAUUGUUAAAACUUAAACACAGGAGGAGAUAUUUUUGUUCUAUCAUGUCCAUGCUGCCCAAAAAUAGACUCUAGGAAAAUCCAUUUCCCCGUUCUUUGACAAUAGACAAUAGGUGCAGAAACAGACCAUUCGGCCCUUCGAGCCUGCACCACCAUUCUGAGAUCAUGGCUGAUCAUCUACUAUCAAUACCCGGUUCCUGCCUUGUCCCCAUAUCCCUUGAUUCCCCUAUCCAUAAGAUACCUAUCUAGCUCCUUCUUGAAAGCAUCCAGAGAAUUGGCCUCCACUGCCUUCCGAGGCAGUGCAUUCCAGACCCCCACAACUCUCUGGGAGAAGAAGUUUUUCCUUACGUCUGUCCUAAAUGACCUACCCCUUAUUCUCAAACCAUGCCUUCUGGUACUGGACUGUCCCAGGAUCUGGAACAUAUUUCCUGCCUCUAUCUUGUCCAAUCCCUUAAUAAUCUUAUAUGUUGCAAUCAGAGCCCUUCUCAAUCUCCUUAAUUCCAGCGUGUACAAACUAUUUUCUCUAACGUCUCUGUGUAAGACAGUCCGGACAUCCCAGGCCUUUGGUCCAUAGUUCUGUUAAUUAUGGCUUUCAAAAUGGUCAUGCAGUAUUCUUCAUAAAUGCUGAGGUUUCCUCCCUCCAAAACUCUUCAUAUUAGUGAUGUCAGUGUCUCAAUUGUGUGUAGUUUAAAAUUGUCUCGGCAUUGAUACUCCCACCACACAUUUCCUACUUCCCUCUAAACCUUCUACCAAAUAACUAAAAUAGUAUUCCUCAGUUAUUGUCCUCACAGCAGGACAGAUCCAUCCUAUUUAAUCAGUUGCAGAUAAUUUGAUGCUCACAUUUUUGAUCACAAAACAAAAUUAAUUUGCAUUAGAGAUUGUCAUUGAAAGCUUCCCCUUUGUAAUAGACUAUAUUUCCAUACUUAAGGAUAUUUGAAUGGAUCAGGUUAACAAUGUGGAUUUAUUUGGUGAUCAUUAGGUAAUCAGCAAUAUGCUGCAUUUAUUCAACCAAGUUGAUUGGUAGCUUGACUCACAAACUUGAAAGAAAUUGCUAAUUCAAGAAGCUUGAUAAUUUCAAUGUACUUAGGUGUAUUUCAAUUAAUGGCUUCAUGAUCCAGAGCAUAGGGGCAAUAUUGACUGAUCACCAUUUUUAUAUCUGAAACCUGAUUUUGGAAAAUUAAGUGAAGCAUGAAUGUGAACAUAAAAUGGGACAUUCCCACAGGAUGUGAAUUAAUGUACAAAUGAACACUGCAUGAAUACUUUUAUACAGUAUAAUUAAGAGGUUAUACUGGUUACUGGUUAUACUUAGGGUGCUGCAAUUAAAAUGAUUUUGUGGGAAUUUGUAUACUUCUAUUUGUAAACAAGUGGCCAAUCA
This is a messenger RNA of Hypanus sabinus (Atlantic stingray), 2516 nucleotides long. RefSeq lists its product as uncharacterized. Bases 264 to 875 code for a protein of 203 amino acids. The transcript has 9 exons. The record is from RefSeq and is a predicted model, not a curated record. Lineage: Eukaryota; Metazoa; Chordata; Chondrichthyes; Myliobatiformes; Dasyatidae.